Messenger RNA from Puccinia graminis f. sp. tritici CRL 75-36-700-3, 1033 nucleotides. RefSeq lists its product as uncharacterized. NCBI's taxonomy places the organism in Eukaryota, Fungi, Basidiomycota, Pucciniomycetes, Pucciniales, Pucciniaceae. The transcript is spliced from 2 exons. The record is from RefSeq and is a predicted model, not a curated record. The coding region runs from base 1 to 213 and encodes 70 amino acids.
AUGUACCGCCGGUUAUUUGUGGAUCCUCGAUACCAAGAGGGCCUAUCUGCGCUGGCUCUGCGUGAGCAUGAAGGUGCGACAGACUCACAAAGCGGUUCAUGGUUCUGGGCAGACGUGGACAGUCAGUUUUGUCGGAAUCUCAGUUCAUUUGAGUUUUUCUAUAAGCUCGAACAGCCCCCUUCAUUUGCCUGGGUUUUAAGAAUCCGAACUUAAAUUCUUGACAGAUCCAACUUAUUAUUUUGUUUUUUUGUGGUGCGACGACCAGCUCAAAGAACUUUCGCAUGAAGGCACUGGUCCCGCCAGCGAGACUGAAAUCCUUAUAACUCCAACACCCAGCCAGCCCAACUGUUCCAGAACCUGCAGAAGCGCAUAUUAGACAAUCCCUUUGCUUUCGCCCAGCAGUGCUAUCAGACUCCGCUGCACUCGGCCUACUCGAACCCCUCUCCCAGAUGUGUGCGCCUCACUUCCUCAGCCGGCGAAAGUAGAGUACAGAGAGGCAAGCGACGAUCGUCAUUGGCGUUCAGCAGUAUUUCUUGUGUCUCUUUAAUAGCCUCCGCCUUAAUCCCCUCCUCCCCCCCUUCCACCUCACCACACUUUUAUUUACAAACAUUUUAUCCCCAUUCUUCAUCAAGGGAGCUCGUCAUCAUCAACCUUUUACAGUUUAUAUAAAUAUUAUAAAUUGAAUCCAAUACACCUCCCACAGUACUCUUAUCUCUCCAUCUUCCUCGUUCCUCACCAGCUACAUAGUCCCAUUUUAUUUUUCCCUUUCCCUUUUCCUUUUGUGUUUUCGUUCUUUGCUGCUCCGUCUGUGCCUUCUCUUCCAACCAGAAAGCAUUCACACCCCUCUUUUGGACCACCACUGACACCCACCGGGACUGGCGAAACUUCCCGCUUCAUCUUGACUACUCUAAUUUCUUGGAUCUGCCGUCCGGUUCCCGAGUCAUUUACUCCGUGUCUGCCUCUCAACACACACACGCCGUUCAACUAGCACAAGUACUAUCGCCGCAGCUCGGCCAAGAGCAGGGAAACAAGC